This is a messenger RNA of Effrenium voratum, 926 nucleotides long. The record is from the annotation of a GenBank genome assembly. Lineage: Eukaryota; Dinophyceae; Suessiales; Symbiodiniaceae.
AAAGCCGCGCCCUGUAGAGCGGUUGCAAGUAAUUCGGGAUGUGCGGAGAGAACGGCUGUGAGUUCACCUGGGACGUGGGCCUCUCGGUGCUGGCGCUCUCCGCGGCGCUCUUCGGGCUGGUGGUGGGUAUCAAGGGCUUCUCCCAGGGGAAGAGCUGCUGUGAUGGCUGGGGCAGUCAGGCAGCAACUGUCCUGAGCAAUGUGAAAGGCCUGGCCGGCCUCUUCUUUGUGCUGGUGCCGCCCUUCUGCGCCUUGUGCGCCUGGUGCGUGGCGCAGAGCUUCUUUCACCUCGGGCGCUUCCAGGUGAAAGCUCUCGAGUGCUUUAUGACCUCCAGGGGUUUGCGCAUCCUGCAGAUCACCGCCAAUUUGCUCUUCUUCCUGUGCCUGGGCCUUUCACAGCUGCUGCUGCUUUGGGUCUUCGGAACUUCCUUCCUGGGCCACCUGUGCCAAAACCACAUGCUCGUCUCUCCGGCCCAGAUGGUGGCCGUGGGAAUAUCGAACAGCCCCCGAGACAUGCUGGAGAACGUCUUCAGUCCGACGAAAGACUCGUCGACCUUCCUGAUGCUGGGCUUGAGGGAGGCGAUGCAGGGCAUGAGCAUCACCAACUUCUGCGAGACCAUGCCCUACGCAGACGCGUACCUCUUCGACAUUUGGAUGGGCACCUUCCUUCUAAUGAUCAGCCAGUCGAUCAUGGCCGUGGCGCUGCGCGGUGAGAAGCAGCGCGUGGCGGUGCACGAAGAGCUCGAGGAUGACUACGGGACGAUGGCCGGAGAGGCCGUUCAGGGGCUGCUGAAGAACCGCGUCGCCGUCUCGGGCAUCGCCACGGCGGUGGCGGGGCCGGCGGUGGGCGGGCUCCUGGGCGCCGGCAUGCAGGCGUACUCCACGGAGCAAUCGGGCAGAAGCGUGGGGUUCUUUGGAUAAAGGGCC